Oncorhynchus tshawytscha (Chinook salmon) is the source of this 394-nucleotide messenger RNA. Its product is annotated as 60S ribosomal protein L9. NCBI's taxonomy places the organism in Eukaryota, Metazoa, Chordata, Actinopteri, Salmoniformes, Salmonidae. Bases 52 to 363 code for a protein of 103 amino acids. Gene Ontology annotation, biological process: cytoplasmic translation. The transcript is spliced from 3 exons. Gene Ontology annotation, cellular component: cytosolic large ribosomal subunit; ribosome. Gene Ontology annotation, molecular function: rRNA binding; structural constituent of ribosome. The record is from RefSeq and is a predicted model, not a curated record.
UGUAUUGUAAUCCUCAACCUCACCUAACGUGACUCUCUGUCUAACCCCAGAAUGAAGACCAUUCUCAGUAACCAGACUGUGGAUAUCCCCGACGGUGUCGAGGUGAGGCUGAAGGGACGGACUGUCAUCGUCAAGGGUCCCCGGGGGGUUCUCCGCAGGGAGUUCAACCACAUCAACCUGGAACUCAGCCUGUUGGGGAAGACGCACAAAAAGCUGCGUGUGGAUAAAUGGUGGGGCAACAGGAAGGAGCUGGCCACAGUCAGAACCAUCUGCAGUCACGUCCAGAACAUGAUCAAGGGAGUCACCAUGGUGAGUGUUGGCCCUACUGUUAGUUACCAUGGUGAGUGUUGGCCCUACUGUUAGUUACCAUGGUGAGUGUUGGCCCUACUGUUAG